Xyrichtys novacula (pearly razorfish) is the source of this 10884-nucleotide messenger RNA. Lineage: Eukaryota; Metazoa; Chordata; Actinopteri; Labriformes; Labridae. The record is from the annotation of a GenBank genome assembly.
AGCCCUCAUUGGCUGUCGGUGAUAAUCGGUCAACAAACGGAGGAGAGGGAGGCAGGAGAGCACGGGGCAGCAUGUUUACAGCCUGCAAACACAAUUAGCUGCUGUCAACGACUUACCAGCCUUAACGGAGGGUUUUUACGGAGGAGCUGACUCUUUUUAGGCGGCUGACAACGAUGUAUUUCUGCCGCACAGGGAGGUUGUCUGCAGCGGCUGUGGACCAGGCUUUAAAGUCCGUGAGAUCGUCUCUAACAACCACACUGAGGGACGACACUGUGACAUUACGCAAAGGCUACACGGUUCACCGGGGUUUGUGCGCACCAGUGCGGGGUGUCUGUUCAACUCCUGUGCGUUUCUGGAAACACCAACCAGACCCACAAAAACAAAAACAACAACCAGCACAUAACUGGGACACUCAGUCUGGUUUUGUAAUCUCGGACUGGGCACACUUGGACCGGGUAUCUGCUGUAGCUGUAAGCCUCUCUAGAAGCGUGCAAACGAGAGGCGGUUUUCCAGAUCUUAUCAGGCAGCCGAACAAGCGCUCCGUCAGCAAAGGAGGACCGGCGGGUAAUGCUCUGUUUACAGGGAACUCGGGGGUUUCUGUCGGAACCAUGCAGACCAGAUCGGCGUCCACCGCUGCGGCCGCGAAGAAGAAAAGCGAAGCCGGCGAGGAGCAGACGGCUGACAACAACAAAGAGGUAAUUUACCCGGCAACCUACAAGUGUUUGUGUAACCUCAGUGACGAGUUACCCGGGUUUACACAGGGCUCCGCGGGCAGGAGGACAUCCCGUUCUGAUCUCCGUGUCCCUGAAGCUCCAGGAUACAAAGUUAAAAUGAUCAUGAAAUCUGCUAAAAGAGGCCCGAGCCUCGUCAUGUUAGCAGACAGGCCGGUUAUACAACACCACGUAAUCACACACAAGUGUACAGGGCUUUUUCACGUGAGGGAAAGUCACAGUAGUUAAUGCAUUAAUACAUAAUGACAAACUGAUCGUGAGUCAGCAGAACUGACAGAGCACAUGCUGAGUCACUGUCAAACUGUCACACACCUUUCUGUUCAAACUUAUGAGUGUUAAAAGACAGAAUAAACGUGAUUCACUUAGCCUGAAUUCAGUUAAUCUCAAUGGGACUGAAUUAAUUGAGCAGCUUAAGUAGUGAGUAAACACAACAGCAUAUAAAGAUGUGGGUGUGCGAAAAUACACUUACAAGAUUAGAUCUUAAAAGGUUACACAACACCUCCAAACGUGUGCCCUACAUUUGCUUCUUACCUCAUGAUACUUCCUCUACAUUUAAUAUUUGGUCUGUUGUUGAACCCAAACCCUGAGUCCUAAAUUAGGCUUAGCCAUUAAACUCGACUUGGGCACUAUGAGGCUUUAACCCUAAAGGUCCUUUCACACUGGGACCGUUUUUGUCAUGCAUUUUUUUUUUCCGAACCCGUAUCCUGUCAAUACAAGCGUUCACAUCAGCGACGUUUUUCCCGUCCUGCGAAUUUUUUUAGUUUGCAUACUGUGCGUCCACUUCUGACCAAUCAGAUUGCACGUUGUUGCAACGUCAGAUUCACAGGUAUAUCCAACAUGGCCGACUGGCUGAUUGUUUACACGUCAAAGAACAGAGUGCUUUUUGAUAAAAGACAAACAUUACAAAGAUAACGACCUGAAGGACAACUUGUGGAGGGUUAUAGCGUCGAAUCUCUCAUAUGACGAUGGUUUGUGUGCUUUACCAGUUUGCUAAACGUCUUUGUUUCAACUGUCAUCUGUGCUAACGUAAGCUAACGGUUGUUAACAUAGUUUUAUGUGCGUAUCUUAUCGCCUCUAAUUGGCUAUGAGUGUUGACCAUUUGGCUUGAGCGUGUGAUGACGUUUCCAGCUUUUCUAGCCAAUCAGAGGCAAAGGAGGCGGGACUUUCCCCUGGGAAAAGUCUUCACUGGGAUGCGUCUUUCCCCCCCUGGAAAGUCACAAAAUCGCAUCGGGCUUGAUGUGUAUAGUCAGGUGCGUCAAAAUUUGCCUCCGAAUAUUUCGUAAUUUCACGUUCUAUAUUCGUGUUGGCCCUGGUGUGUAAGGACAUUUAGAACUCCCAGCUAUAUUUUGCUAUUUUUGGUCCGCCCGUUUAUUUUCUAUUUUUUGGAAAUAUCUAUGUAGCAACUCUAACCUUUCAAACGCAGCAAAUAUAUACACAUCUUUCUUUUUACCAGGAUAACCUCAGCUGUCAGUUUAUGGGUGCAAAAAUGAUGUAAAAUGGAUGUGACAGGAGAUUCAGAACCAUCAAAGUCAACCCAAAAACAAAAACAGAAAUUGAUACAAACAGUACUUUGCUCAAAAAACACAUAAAUGAAGCUUUUUAAGUUAACUCAAACCAUGAAAUAGUGACAUAAGAGAGGCAGUUUUGGUUUCUCAUAAUAAGGACUAUCAGAUUCAUAAAACAUAGCAUGUGAUCAAGCUAAUAGUUUGACACCAAGCAGUUGAUUUGUUGUAGCUCCAGUGCACUAACACUGACAAUGCUGAUAUACUGACGUGCAGCAGAGAUAAUCUUCAAUAAAAUAAGUUUUAAUUAUACAAACAGUUGAUAAUUUGCUCCCGCCAAUCUGAUAAUGAGCUAAAAGUUGGGAAACAAGUACUUAAUUGUUUUUACUCCAGUGCAAACAUGGUCUCGGUAAUGAAGUUAAAAUGCUAAUGUGUUUAAUGCUCACAAUGUUGAAUCUUGGUUGCCCCUGUUAGCAUGCCAAUUACAGCUGUCAAGCUCAAAUUGACUGUUAUAUCAAGUGUCCAAACUCAAGUAGGAUCUCUUAGAUAUUUCAAAAAAGAAUGAAGAAAUUAAAUGUUAGGAUUAUACUGUAGAGUUUUUGUUUAGUUUUCAUCCUUUAUCUCUGAAAAUUCAGACACUUUGCUGCAAGUUUCUAGUUUCUCCCUCUGCCUCUGGCUGCUGGGCGGUCUGUGUGUGCAUGCUCGUGCAUGCCUGUGUAUGCGUGUGUGCAUGUGAGUGUGUCUUUGUCCAAGUUUGCAUGCCACUGUGACUCUGCAGAACUGCAUGUGUUUUCCGUUCAUGAAAAGCUGUUAUCAGACACAGCAGCCUCACUGUUCCCCUCCCAUAACAACCUCCAUGGCACAACUCCUCCUGGCCGCUCUCUCACAUGACCCUCCCACACUGCUGCUUGCUUUUACUUUAAGCUCGGCCUAAGUCGCCCCUGAAAAGCAAAGGCCUGCUCUUUCGCCCACUCUGGCCUGUCUAUUGUUCAUUGUUGGCUUGGCCAGUGAAUACGUCACCGAGGCUGUGGCUUCAUCCCGGGGGUCUGGGCCAAAUUUAGCAAGACAAAUUGUCUAAAAAGGACAAAAGCAGCUUGUUUUCUUCUGGUCCCUCCUUCUGCUUCUUCUUUGUUUCUACAUCCUUGAUUGGUUGUCAGUCUCAGCCUUACAAAGAAAUGCUGUUUGCAGCAAGCUUCACAUCAGUGCAACAAAAACAAUCCUCAGAGGAUAUGAGUGAAACCUGCUGUGUUAAGGCGAAAAUGUUGUGCUAAAAUAGACAGCAGGACUCAUCUGUGUUUCACAGUCCUGGUUUCAGGUAAAGCACAGAUCCUGAUCUUUUAAAGUAAACACUGCCAAGGUUAAUGUUUUAAAGUUCAGUCACCUUGAUUUCUGACUUCAGGAGCUACCUGUUAAAUCACUAGCAGUCUUCUUUGUGCUUACUAAUUUAUUCAACAACCUCAAUUCUGUCCUAAAAUAAAUCAUUUUUGCACGCCUGAGCUAUUCCCUGUGUCUUUUUUUUCUUGGAGGCACUGUACUUUAUUCUGGCAGGAAAUUUGUUUUAAUAACUUGGCUCUAGUUGGAACCACUCGGCAUUAUGCCCUCUCCAGUCUGCUGCUCUUUCUACUGCUUUAAUUUGAACGUAAAGAGGCGCCAUCAUCAGAAGCAGAAAUUGUUGAAAUAGGCAAUAAAGUUGAAAUUGUCCUUUAAUUCGACAUUGGCAGGCCGCUCUGCAUUCAAAUCUCUGCAGAGUGUUAUGGUUAGGGUUGCAGAUGAUGCAGAAUGCAGCAGGACUGGUCUUCAGCCAACACUAAGCAGCACGCCACUUCACUGGUCAUUUGUUUCCACUGGAGCAUCAAAUUCAAAAUCAUGCUGAUGCCCCACAAAACACAGUCUGAAACAGUUCCUGUUUACCUGAACUCCUUUAUCCAGACCUUGACUCUCACUGCCUGCUGUGCUCCCUUCACAACAGGGUCCUUAGUUACAAGCCUGAUGACUCUUCUCUUCUUGAGUUUCUCUCUGGUGGGAUAAGUUUCUGUACUCGAACGGAUCUGCAGAGUCUAUGUUAACCUUUGCAGUUUUAGACCCAGCUCUUUUAUGGACGACUUAAAACUGAUGUUGAUGAGACCUGCAUUGAUUUUGAGGAUGUUACUGAUGCUAAUAAGAUGAUGAUACCAGUGACAUGACUUCUGUGUGUGAUGAUUCUGUUCAAUCAAAUCCUGGCUUCUCUACAUCCUGUGGAUUAUGGAUCACACUGCUUGUCAGCACCUAUUCGCCAGGACUUGAAGAAGCCUGUUGAAUUUACUCAUGCUGUUCUCUUUUGACCAGAACCUUCUUUGUGUCACACCUUCUGAAACUGAACAUAUUUUCAUUUUUUUGUUUUAAAACUAAAGAUUAACACAACAUCUCUCAUUAAGAUAUCAUGUAAUUACAUACAAAUUCCAAAACAGCUAGGACUAAGAGAUUUGUGCGGAGUUGUACAAGUGUAAAAAAAAGCUGAAUUUUGUCUCUGAAUGUUUGAUCAGAUAUCUUUAUAUCGUUACAUUAAACUUUUAUUCAAUAUUUCCAGAUUAAAAAGAUUAUUUUUGAAUCUUUUGUGCCAAAAAGCUGUUUUGGUAUGGUCUAAAUUUGAACCUUUUACAUCAGUUCUUAAAUCAUUGUUCAUUUGUGGCGUUGUCUUCCUCUAAACCUUUGGUUUCAAAUUUCUAACCCUAUCAUUUAGGUAACAUCAGUCUGAAAUUAAGCUUUUUUUUGUUUAUGGUUCAGCAGCUAUUCUUGCAAAAACAGGUGAAGCUCAUAAAAAAGGGAAGUGCAUUUCUGUUUUCCACAAUGCUUAUCAUGCACGAUAGUAUUUUGAUCAGUAUUGCACUCUGUAUAUUGAAAGAAAAACUAUGAAUUUAGAUACAACAUGAGGAUACAGGCUGAAUUAGCAUAGCCCAUAUCUAGUACCAUACCCUAACAAACCAAACACAGAACACGUCCAUGCGGGGUUAAAUACUUUUCUGAGUUGUUUAGGUAUCAGUACUCAUUAUACUUUAAUCUCUAUUUUGUACUGGAGUGCCUUGGCUGCAUUAAACAUGAGUGUAUUUAUGAAGGCAGCCCCUGAGGCUUCACUCAGAGGAGGAUUAUGUUUAUUUACACGCUCCACUGUUAACAAACUGCAGGCUUUCUCUGUUUAUUUUAGAUACCUACUUCCCUCACCGCUCUGUGAAUCUUACACCACCCUCGCUCUUUUGCAGCCUGUCCGCUGCUGUAGUGAUCUCAUUGUUGUUAACGCUGUAGCAGUUCACUAAUCUGUGUUACUGUCAGCAUGCACUGGAGUGACCCGCUCUUCCCUGCUGCGUGUCAGACGGCUGGAUUAAGUCUGCUGCUUGUUCAUCUUAGAGAGUGGUGUGUCUGGAGGUCACGAGCGCAGAGUAAAGUGUGUGUUUGUGCACUUAUGAGAGGUCCUUUUGUGAGUGCAUUUGUAAGAUAGAGUGGUGGACUUUGUUUAGGAGUGAAAGGGCAAAUGAUAAAGUGAAUUACCUAAAGUACACAGCAGCAGCAGUCAGGCCUGUUCAAUCAGCUGAUUUGACGAGACAAUGAACAGAAAAAGAGGCUUGUUACUAUUCAGGCUUUGUUCUGUCGUAAUCAUAAACUGAAUGACACACAAUCACAACAUAGUCUUUCCUCUUGUUUUGAUGACUCAUGCAUUUCUAAAUCUGACCUACAAUUUACCUCGCCUUGCUUUUGUCAGUAUUCUAUAUGGUAUUCAGUAUGCAGACACUUUCAACUCCUCUGAAGAGCGUUUUAAGGACAAGAGUUACCUUUUCUUGUAAGCUUUGAUAUCAGCUGAACCAGAAAUGAAGCCUCCGUCUUGGAGCUUCUUUGUUUCCUAGUCUGAAGGAGCUCUCUGAAUACUAAUGUCAAAAAUAUCUCACAUUUCAUGAAAGGUGGAAACAAUCCCUGCUAUUUUAAUCAACUUCCUCUUUACCAUUCAUGACUUGUCUUUGCUUUUGUCUAGAUUGUUUUCUACACAUUCCUCAGGGACUGACUUUUAACUCAUAUCCUCUUCUCAUUUUGCUCUGCUCACACUCUCUUAUUUUUGUCUCUUUUCUCCUUUAUAUUUUGGCCAGGUGGAGCAGAACUUAAAAGACACCUCCACCACCUCCUCAUCUGCUGCGAAGGCCCAAGAAGAGCCUGAGCCAGAGCCAGAGGGGGGAAAACCCACCAAAGCCCAGCAGCUGAAGAAGGUCUUUAAGGAGUAUGGAGCAGUAGGAGUUAGCUUUCAUAUCGGGAUCUCCCUCAUGUCCCUGGGAAUGUUUUACCUCCUAAUAUCAAGGUAACACUUUAACUGAACUUAAACUCAUGUUUAUGCUUUUUCAUAAUACCAAAAAGCAAACAAGACCAUCAGUGACCAGAUUUAUAUACUGUCAUUUUUAAAGCCAGCAGGAUGAGAUUUAUUGUCAGUAAGACACUUCUUAGGCAUAGAGAGGACAAGAUGAGCAAAGACUAUUUUGUCCAAAGGGGGCGCUAAAAUGAACACAAACCGAAGUUCCUCACAGGAGCUUUAAGUGUUUUCAUUUCCUUUAUUGUAGAAACCAAGAGAAGAGAUUGAAUAGAUGAUUGAAUAGGCAUGCAACUAAAAAGCUGCAUUUCAGCAACGAAUAAGGACAAAAUGAACCUUCUAUUUUCCCCUUUUCUUUUCCUUUUUUGUAUUUUAAUCGACUGUUCUAAUGCAGAUAGUUUGCUUUAAAUGUAGUAUUUGUUAAAAAUGCUGAUAGUUGGCAGCAGCGCUGAGCUUGGAAAUCGUUGACAAAAAACGGAGGCAGUUUUCUGCAUGAUUUAUUUGAUUCUAGUCAGUUUUGUAAACAUACAAGACAGUUUUAGUUUUAGUGAGCCGUUGUGCUUUUGUAAAGCCUCAUUUUUAUUUUAUUGUACUUGAUAAAAAUGUUUUUGAUAUUUUAGUUUUCAUUAAUGAUAAAAAACUUACUCUAUACAGACCUUUACCAUUGAUAUCAGAGGUCCCACGACCACUUGAUUUUGAUUGGUUGAGACCAAAAACAAGGAGGCUGAGCACUAAAAAUACUAAACAUAAUAAUAAUAAUCAGCUCAGUAAAAUGUGAUUAAAGGACACAGGCUCUUAUCCCCUGAGAACCUGAAUCUUAGCAGGUGAUUGAGAUACUUUUAUAAGCAUAUGGAGCCAUGCGGUCUUUGAGUAGUGAAUGAAAUGCAGUUGUAGCUGGGUUAAGGGAUGUAAAGGACAGAAAAGAAAAUGCAAGUGUGAGAGGAAAACAAACGUAAUACAUUAUAUAUUAAACCUUGGGUGUGUGAAGCAGUCUGGGAGUCGCCUGACUGCGUGUACAGGCAGGAAAUGACUGACCUGUUGUAGUAUAAUGAAGAUCAUCAACAAAUGUAGCCUGAUAUAAAAGAGAACACAAAACAUUGACUCUUGGAAAUUUCCCCUCAGUGUCAGACAUUAAACCAACCCUGCUGCUGAGAAUAAUCCUGGCUGAAUCUGACACUUCUGUGAAUAAAACAUGAGGUCAUUUCCUCAUAAGUUUGUUGAUACUAGUGUUGUAAUUUCACAGCUACCCAUGCAAAAUUUAAAGCCUUUGACACUGCAGUUUCUUACAUGUUAUUGCGACUCUCCACUGAUGACACAUUUAAGUGAAACAACAAGUCAGCUAGAGCGUGUUUUAGUGUUUGCUGGAACGUCAGUCAAGACCCAUUUUGUGCCCUUACUUGGCUCCGAUCCAGGAGCUCAAAUACCGGAGAGAUUUGGCAGGGAUUAUGUGACAGCUUGGUGAUUUCCUCAUACAGCCGGUAAUGGCCCUCCAAGUUAAAAGUGAGUCUGUAGCGAGAAACUACCAGGCAUUAUCACUCUGAGUCCACAGAGGCAUGUGGCCCGCUAAUACAGAGCUGUGUGCUGUGUAAACAGUUGUCAGGCUGCAGAUGGAUCUUUAUAUUUAGCUGACUAAAGUUUGCUAACAGAGCUGUGAAUGUGUGUGUGUGUGUGAGAGAGAGAAAGAGAGAGAAACGUGCCAUAGUGAUGCACGCAGCUCUGAGCUUUGUGUAAGCACAUUCUUUGCAUAUUUAUUUCCCUGAAUAGCUCGGAUAAAAGCAGCAUGACUCCACGACACGGUCACACAAAGGCAGUGACACACGCAGCUGUGGUAAAACCUCUGAUAUGUGUGAUGUUAGUGGAGCAGUGCUUUUUUUAUCAUGCCAAUCAGAGUAAAUAGGUCGAAAGGGUGCAAAAUAAACUAUUACACAACGGCUGGUAUUGGACACGGCUCCCUCUAGUGGACACAAAGAGACCUGAACACCAACAGGGAAGAGGUCUGGUUGAUGAAACAAAAUCUUCAAUGAUACAAAAGCGAAAAUAACAUUCAGGUCUCUGCAUCAAGUUCUUCUUUUUUUAUGUCUAGGGUUAUUCUCUAAAUUUCUCUGAUUUCUUCAUAAAUUGUUUGCUUUGAGUCUGUUUUAUGUUCAAAUGUUUCUUGAAGUGAAUAGUGUGUCGCUGGUCCAAAUCUAUCCCUGUAAAAUGAAAGUUAUUUUUCUAUUUUUGUUGUUCUCCAUAUUACCAUUUUUGCUCUUAUCACAAAAGAGACUCUUACACAAUUACGAUAUUUCUUUUUUCUGUAUCGUGAAUGCAUUUGUGGACUGUUCAAAUGAAAUGACAAUCUGUUGUAUCAUUACAUUUUUAAAUUAUUCAAACAUUGGUUUUAUUUUUGUUUUCAUACUUUCUGACUUUAGAAUUUAAAUCACUCUUUGUUUAACUUGGAUUUUUUUUUGUUUUAUCAGCUUUUAGAAACAAAUUUACAAUUGUUUUAGUUAUAUCCUAUUUCCUCUCCCAGAGCUGUAUAUGAUUUUCAGAUACAUGAGAAAAUCAAUUUAAAAGUUGGCAUAACAACAGACAAAUAUUAAACCUAGAAAAAAAAUGAAGCAAUCAAAAGAAAGUAUGAACAUAAAUCCAGAUAGAAACAAAAGGGAAAAGCUUUAAAAAAAGAGACCGGUAUAUAUGAGCAUAUUUGCAUGGGCCAUAUAUGUAAAAAAAAAAAAAAAUAUAUAUAUAUAUAUAUAUAUAUAUAUAUAUCUGUUUGAAAAUAUGGAAAUAUUGAUUAUAAAAGAUGGCAGGGUCCCAUCUUAAACAAAUGUUUCUUUCUAGAGUCUAAGGUUCAUGCACAUUUUAUCCUCUUCUGAUAGGUGUUGGGUUCAGGUUUAGACCAUUUUAAUCUAAAACAUUUUAUUGUACUUGUUGUAGAUAUUUGUAAAUGCUAAUAUUUGGCCCAGCAGAGCCACACUUGCAUCUCUUACAAGAUUUUGAUGUAAUAGUAUUUUUUAAGAACUUUAAAAUCUCUCACUGAAAUAUUAUGUUGGAACCAACCACGCCUAAAUUAUCUGGGCAUGGUUUCAAAUUCAUGCACCAUAAUUUCUCUUUUAGUUUCGUUUUGAGUAGUUUUGGUGACUAUUUUGGUUUCUGACAAAAUCUUUUAUAACUCUUAACUUUAAUUCCACCUGUUCCACAUAUUCAGGGAUAGUUUAACCGCUGAUACUACAUGCUGAUUUAACACAAUACAAACAUGUUGAAGAAGAAACUCUGACUGUUUUUGUGGGCUGUUGUUUGUGAGCUCAUUGAAAAUAGUAACAGGAAAAACUGGUUUCCAAACAUUUGAGUAUUAACUGGGUUUUUUCCUGUCUUCUCAGUGGAAUCGACAUGGCAGCCCUUCUGUGCAAAGUGGGCUUCAGUGAGGCGGUCGUUCAGUCCAAGAUGGCAGCAGGGACGAGCACAUUUGUCUUGGCUUACGCCAUCCACAAGCUCUUCGCUCCAGUUCGCAUCAGCAUCACUCUGGUGUCUGUGCCUCUAAUUGUGCGCUACUUCAGAAAGACUGGUCUCUUUAAACCGCCCACACCUGCCCCCUGAUGGCCUUCCUCUCCUCCUCCUCCUCUGCCUCAUUAAGCAACAAACACUCGGACUGUUCAUGACCAUAAUAAAUAAACAGCUGUAUAUAUCUUUACUCAUGGCCUCCAACUACAAAGCUCACAUCUGUUGUUGUUGUGAAUCCAGGUGAAACAGUCUCUGCACUAGUUGCAUUUGUAACAAAAUCUGAGUUUGAAACUGUGUUAUUUUAGGUUCAGAGAAAAACGCUAAGGAAGCCCAAAUAUUUAUUUACAAUCAGAAGUUUUGAUCAGGGAUUUUGUGUUCUCUCUAAGUAGGCAGGUUUGUCUCUUAAGCUGUGAAGGUUCUCCAUGGGGGCAAAGUAGAAAAAGCUGUUCCCACUCGCUGACUCGGCCAUGUUCAGGUGUUGUGUGAGUCAGCAGAUUAAAUCGGAUUCUCUCUGUCUCCUUUCUCUGCCCUUUUCUCUCCCUACUUGACUCAGACUCUCUCCUACACUCUUUUUAUUUUCUUGUUUUCCUUAUCUCAUAUUCCUCUCCUUAGAAGCUCUUUCCCUCCUUUAUAUCUCCUUUCUGCUUCUCUUCCUUUCUUCCCUUCUGUCCUUUAGGUUGAAAAAGCUCACUGCCUGAGCUGCAACUUCAAGCAGAUUAAACCACGAGUGAAGCUGAGUAUAGUUUAUUGAACGUUUUGGAUUGAGAAUGUGAGUUUUUUUUUUUUUUCUGAUUGAAUGGACCUUAUUUAACUAUUAAAAGGAAUGUUGUCUUUUAAAUUUGUU